Brassica rapa (field mustard) is the source of this 789-nucleotide messenger RNA. Its product is annotated as UPF0725 protein At2g20620. NCBI's taxonomy places the organism in Eukaryota, Viridiplantae, Streptophyta, Magnoliopsida, Brassicales, Brassicaceae. The record is from RefSeq and is a predicted model, not a curated record.
UGAUAGACCCUGUAGACAACUCACUGCACACUUUCCAAACCAUGGUCACUGAUGCAGGCAAGGAGAAGAAGGCUAGCUUGAUACUAUUGACAAAAAUAUGCAGAAUCAAGCCUCAAAUACCAGGUAGUUUUUACUUACUUACAUAUAUUUGUCUGUCUUUCUUUUGCAUUAAUAAUCAGAAGUGUUUAUGUAUAGGCCUUGGAGAUGCAACUGUGUUUUGGGACUUUAAUGCUAUAGAUGACUUCUAUAAAACUGAUAUGCCUGAUUGGCCUUUCAAUGAUGGUGUUGAUAACCCGCACCUUUAUCAGGUGAAAGAAUCUGAGUUGGUAGACAAUGAAUGGAUUUAUCUAUAUGCUGAAGCUGCUUUGUUCUCCGAGUGGCGCUCUGAAAUGAGUGAUUAUACGCCGUUUAAGAUGAAGAAAGUAAUGGUACAAACAAAGGAAGAUGAUGUGGAGGAGUCAAGUACGAAGCUUAAGUCGAGCAAUGCAAUCUUCUACAUGAUUUUCAAGGUUCGUGGAGGUCCAGUGUGAAGAGGCAUAGUAAGAAAAACAAGUGAUGGAAGAACAGGACACAUGCGUCUCGAAGCUAGAUGUUGGAUCGACAAGUCAAACUAAUGGUGUUCUUGUUAUGACUUGAUCUUGCUAAUGUUAUAAGUUAAGUAAGCGAGUUAGCAAUGCUUGUUUCUGUCUACUAGAUCUGUCUUCUUUUAUUUAAGAUAAGCUUUUCAUGUUCAUUUAUAAACUCCAAUAUAUACACUAAAAUGAACAGAAGCAAGAAGCAACUUUUUAU